Molecule: messenger RNA, 5250 nt
Organism: Monopterus albus (swamp eel)
Lineage: Eukaryota; Metazoa; Chordata; Actinopteri; Synbranchiformes; Synbranchidae
Gene: baz1b
Product: bromodomain adjacent to zinc finger domain, 1B
Exons: 22
Biological process (GO): DNA damage response; chromatin remodeling
Cellular component (GO): WICH complex
Molecular function (GO): histone binding; histone H2AXY142 kinase activity
Source: RefSeq, a predicted model, not a curated record
UAUGAGACGCCUCUUGCUACCGGGGGAACGGAGCUCUGAGGUUGUGCGGAGUCUUGCCGGUGGACUAGAAACUCCCGCCAUUUCGAAAAGGAAUUAACCUCUUGAUUGAGUCAGGUUACAUUUUUCGUAAUACUUGAUAACGCUGUUAUAUCAUAGAAAGAGGCUCAGAGAAUACGAAGAUGCAGCGAAGUCAGUUGAUUAAACGACAACAGGCCUAGUUUGCAAAGAUUUGGGAUUGUGCAGCGCGCCAGACCUCCUGCCUAUCUGAGCUUUGGCUGUUGCCGCGAAUUUGAUUUUCGGUGUGGGUAGCAUCCUUUCAUGUUUAUCCGGAGGAGCUACAAGUUUACCAGCUAUCCUGAAAGAUAGAAAGUCGAGCAACCCGUUUCUACAUCUAAGACAUUGAGUAAAACCAGCACGACACCACUAACAUUACAAGAAGAGAAAAGAAGGGUGCGAUGAGGCGGCUGACAAGAAGUGCACUGUUAUUGUUUUGUAACGAGAUAGCAGUACAGCCUACCUGCUAGUCAGCUAGCUGCUACACGUUGAGUGCCGGGCCUGCCGGCAGUAACGCGGCGCGUGUUGGAAUAUUUCGAGACAUUUGGAUACAUGUUAAGAACACUUUGUUGUAUGUUAUUGUAUUAGUUUGUCGCUAGAAGAUCUAAUCUCGCCAUUGGCAUCCGUGCCAUCUGAGGAUUGAUAAUGGCACCGCUUUUGGGCCGGAAACCUUAUCCACUUGCUAAGCCGCUAGCCGAGCCACCAGGCCCGGGAGAGGAGGUCUACAUCAUCGAGCACACCAAGGAGGCCUUCAGGAACAAAGAAGAGUAUGAGGCACGCCUGCAGAGGUAUAAUGAGCGCAUCUGGACAUGCAAGAGCACUGGAAGCAACCAGCUGACGCACAAAGAGGCAUGGGAGGAGGAGCAAGAAGUCACAGAAUUGCUUCAGGAGGAGUAUCCCCAGUGGUUUGAGAAGCCGGUCCUGGAGAUGGUCCACCACAACACAGUGUCUUUAGACAAACUGGUUGAAAUGGCCUGGGUGGAAAUCCUCACCAAGUAUGCUGUGGGUGAAGAGUGUGACUUCAUGGUGAGAAAGGACAAAAGUCUGCGAGUGAAGGUGGUGAAGAUUCACCCCCUAGAAACCCUAGAGGGCGAGACGGGGGAGAAGAAGCUUGAAGGUGCCUGUGACUCUCCAUCCAGCGACAAGGAAAACACAAGUCAGGAGAACCAGAGGAAAGAGCCUCCUCCCCGAGAGGAUGAGAACAGGAGGGAGAGUCUCAGUGACAGAGCACGACGUUCUCCAAGGAAACUUCCCACUGCCGUGAAGGAAGAGAAGAAGAAAUGGGUUAUGCCCAAAUUCCUUCCUCAUAAGUACGAUGUGAAGCUCAUUAAUGAGGAUAAGGUGAUCAGUGAUGUCCCAGCAGAUAGUCUUUUCAGAACCGAGCGCCCUCCAACCAAGGAGAUCAUGCGCUAUUUCAUCAGACACUAUGCUCUGAGGCUAGGUAUGGGAGAGAGUGCUCCCUGGGUGGUUGAAGAUGAGCUGGUGAAAAAGUUUAACUUGCCUAGCAAGUUCAGUGACUUUCUUCUUGAUCCACACAAGUUUUUAGCAGAGAAUCCCUCCUCAAAGCGCAAGAGCUUGUCAUCUCCUGAGGGUAAACCUAGCAAGAGAAGUAAGACUGCUGACACUCCAGGAGCAGAUUCGGGAAAUGAAAAGGGAGAGAAGAAAAAGAAAAAGAAGAAAGAUGCUUUAGGCAUGCCUCUUAGUCCCACCAUCUGGGGCCACGUGCAGGUUGGCUGGCCUAAAAUAAAAAUGAAUGGUUCUCCACUCAAGGUAAAGAACUCAGGAACCCCUAAGAAAGGAGAAGGCAAAGGUUCAGUGCCCUCCACGCCAAAAUCGGGUCGAAAGUCUGGAGACAAGAAAGAAGGAAAGAAAACGGGGAACAGCAGUGAUAAGAAACUUAAUGUGCUCAAAGCUUCUAAAAAGGACACUAAACAUGGUGUUAAGACACCAAAGAUGAAGCAGAUGACUCUGCUACAUCUGGCUAAGAGCACCCCUGCUGGGAGCCCUAAGAAGCGAGCCCGGAGUAGUGGCGUGGGUACGCCUAAACUGGGGAAGCCACUGCACCCUAUGGCUCUCCACCUUCUUCGUUACUAUAAGGAGAACAAGGGUAAAGAGGACAAAAAGAACUCCCUCUCCUCGCUGAUUUCCAAGGCUGCUAAAACCUUGUCCCCAGAUGAUCGCAGCCGCCUGCCGGAGGAGCUCAGGGAGCUGGUGCAGAAACGUUGGGAGCUUCUGGAACAAAAGAAACGGUGGGCAGCCAUGAGUGAAGAGGAAAAGCAGGAAGAGAUGAAGAGGAGGCGCCAGGAACUCAAAGAGAAACUACGAGAAAAAGCCAAGGAGAGACGUGAGAAGGAGAUGCUGGUCAGGCGCGAACAGUCACGUAGAUACGAGGACCAGGAGAUUGAAGGCGGCAAGAUGCUGCCUACAUUCAAGCUUGUAGACAUGCCUGAAGGCUUGCCCAACACCCUGUUUGGUGAUGUGGCCAUGGUUGUGGAUUUCCUACACUGCUAUGCAGGGCUGCUGAUGCCGGAGGACCAGUAUCCCAUCACAGCAGUGGCUCUGAUGGAAGCACUGGCUGGGGAACGGUCAGGCUUCCUCUACUUAAACCGUGUGUUGGUAGUGCUGCUCCAGACGCUGCUGCAGGAUGAACUGGCAGAAGGGUACAAUGAGCUCGAUAUGCCCUUAUCUGAGAUCCCCUUAACCAUGCACUCCGCUUCAGAGCUGGCACGGUUGUGUCUGCGUCCAUGUGACGUUCAUGGCGAGGAGAGUGGCCAGGGCUCAGAUGACUCGGGGCCCAUGGGGGGCUUUGACGAUGUGGUGACCAGUGAGUUCCUGGAGAAGCUUGAAACAGUUGAGGUGUUUGAGCUGAGCCCUGAGGAGAAGGUCAACCUGCUGGUGGCACUGUGCCAUCGCAUCCUCAUGACCUACUCGGUGGAGGACCACGUUGAUGCAAUGCACCAGCGGUCAGCUGAGCUAUGGAAGGAGCGCUUGGCAAUGCUGAAAGAGGUCAAUGAUCGCAAGAAGGCUGAGAAGAAGAAGCAAAAGGAGAUGGAGAGCAAAGGUGAGAAGAAAAAGGAGGGGGGCGCUAAGAAGGAGAACAAAAAAGAAGUAAAGGUGGAGCCGGAGCCAGAGGACAUGAUUAGCUCAGUGAAGAGCCGGCGGCUGAUGGCCAUGCAGGCCAAGAAGGAGAAGGAGGAGAUGGACAGACAGAACAAAGAACGCAUGGAGAAGGAGGCUGAAGAGGAACGACUGCGUAAGCAGAGGGUUGCUGCAGAGAGGGCCUUCCAGGACGGAAUAACCAAAGCCAAACUUGUCAUGCGCAGGACCCCACUGGGUACAGACAGAAAUCAUAACAGAUACUGGCUGUUCUCUGACGUGGUUCCUGGUCUGUACAUUGAGAAAGGCUGGGUGCCUGAAAGCAUCGACUACAGUUUCAGCCCUUUACCUGAGGACAAACCAGCUGAGCCUGAGAUGGAGGAGGAUGAUAGAGCUGAAAAGGAUGAUGGUAGCAUAGAUGGUGUUAUUAGUGAAGGAGCCCAGCAGGGAGCAGCAGCAGACGUCUGUAUAGAAACUACUGUUCCCAAAGUGGGACAGAACCUCUGGUUCAUAUGUGACAGCCUGGCUGAACUGGAGGAGCUGGUGGAAAGUCUUCAUCCUCAGGGGGUUAGAGAGAGUCAACUGAAGGUGAAGAUUCAAAGCAGGUACCCAGACAUCCUCCACUCCAUCCAUCUCACCCGUAAGGCCAAAAUGGGCCUCAGGACCUGUGAUGGCUACACAGAGUUGCUCAAAUACUUGCGCAGUGACAUCCAGGAAAUAGCCUCACGACUCCAGAAGGGAGGCCUGGGAUACCUGGACGAUAACGUAGAUAUGGAAGAGCAGAUGAAAGACAUGGACAGCCUGAAAGACUUUGGCGAGUGCAUCAUCACCAUUCAGGCUUGUGUAAUCAAAAAGUUCCUGCAGGGGUUCAUGGCCCCCAGACAGAAAAAGAAGAAAAGGCAGGGAGGGGAAGAAAGCAGCAAGACCGAAGAGGUGGAUGAUGAGAAGAGACUGGCAGAGGAGGCCAGGGUAGCGACAGCGGUAGAGAAGUGGAAGACGGCUAUCCGAGAGGCUCAGACCUUUUCCCGCAUGCACGUCUUGCUAGGAAUGUUGGAUGCUUGCAUAAAGUGGGACAUGUCUGCUGAGAAUGCUCGCUGCAAAGUCUGCCGCAGGAAAGGCGACGAUGAGAAACUGAUCCUCUGUGACGAGUGCAACAAGGCCUUCCACCUGUUCUGUCUGCGGCCGGCCCUGUACCGCAUCCCUGCCGGAGAGUGGCUGUGCCGCAAGAGUUCAAGUGUCAACACUAAAACCUGCCUCCUGACUGACCGUAUUCUGUCUUGGAACUAUAACCAAGACACAGAUGAGGAAGAGUCUGAGGAGGAAUCUGAAGAGGAAGAGACUGAGGAGGAUGAAGAGGAUGAGGAAGAAAAUGACUACAAAGCCAUGGGGCACAGCUUGAGACCAAGGAAGAAAAAUAAGCAGUCUUCAUCUCAGCAGAAAAGCUCAAAAAAUAAGUCCAAGAAGCAGUCGUCAUCUUGUGGUCAGAGUAGCAAGCAAAGGGCCGGACCCAACUGUCCUGCAGACAUCGAUGAACUGGUGCGUCAGAGUUCCCAGUCAGGAGGGCGCAGGCAGGUGCUGGAGCUAGAGAGGUGCGAGGAAAUCCUGAAAAAACUGGUCCGGUUUCGCUCCAGUUGGCCCUUCAGAGAGCCUGUUUCCCCGGAUGAGGCAGAGGACUACCUGGACAUCAUCGCCCAGCCCAUGGAUUUCCAGACUAUGCUGGGAAAAUUCAGCCAGGGCUCAUAUCGUCAUGCCCAGGACUUCCUGGAAGACAUGAAACUGGUCUUCUCCAACGCAGAGGAGUACAACCAGCAGGGCAGCACUGUACUCUCCUGUAUGGUCAAGACCGAGCAAACCUUCACCGAGCUGCUCCAGAAGCUGCUGCCUGGGCUCAGCUACCUCCGCCGGCGCUCACGCAAACGCGUCUACCAAGCCCCUGCUUUAUCAUCAUCUGAGGAGGAGGAAGAUGAGGAGGAGGAGGAUGAAGAAGAGCAGGAAGAGGAACCCAAAAAGAAGAUGCAGAAUGGUAGAUCAAACAGGAAGAAAACCAGAAAUGUCCGGGGGCAGAGGAUGGAUGACAGCGAUAGUGAGGAGGAGGAGGAG